Onthophagus taurus is the source of this 846-nucleotide messenger RNA. RefSeq names its product general transcription factor II-I repeat domain-containing protein 2-like. Lineage: Eukaryota; Metazoa; Arthropoda; Insecta; Coleoptera; Scarabaeidae. Gene Ontology annotation, molecular function: protein dimerization activity. The record is from RefSeq and is a predicted model, not a curated record.
AUGUUAUCAAUGGUAUCAAUGUACGAUGUCCUGAAUAGGUUUGUAAUAUUGUUAGAACCAAUUAUUGAUUUUUUAGAUGAAAAAAAACAAACAUAUCCGCAAUUAAAGGAUAAAGAAUGGCUCUGUGAUUUAAUGUUCUUCACUGAUACAAUGGAGCAUUUAAAAAAAUUAAAUUCAUUGUUGCAAGGUAAGGACAAGAAUAUCUCAGAGUUGAGUCAAAGCAUUUUCAGUUUUAAAAGAAAGAUACAACUUUUUGAACAAGACGUAAUGGAUAAGACAUUCAAUCACUUUCCUCGAUUAAAGGAAGCUGCUUCAGAAUAUGAUAUUUCUUUAACAGUCAUCAUUAAUUAUCAGACAAAAUUAAAAAACCUGUACAACGAUUUUGAAGAUCGAUUUACGGAUUUAGUUGCACUGAAACCAUCAAUUGCAUUUUUGUUAAAUCCGUUUGAAAUUGAUAUCCAUAAUAAUGGUUUUAAAUUAUUAAAAUGUUUACUACCAGAGACGGCUUCCGGAGAAAUAGAAUUAAUUGACAUGCAAGAAGAUCAAGGUCUCCACAUGUUACACAAAUCGGCAAAAUCAGUAAAUGAAUUCUGGAAAUGUGUACCAGCAGUUAAAUACAACAAUUUAAAAAUUGCAGCUUAUCGAUUACUAUCAAUAUUUGGAUCAACAUAUGAUGUCGAAUCAUUGUACUCAACAAUGAAACUAAUUAAAUCUAAGUUUCGUUCACAAUUGACUAACCAACAUUUAAAGGAAUUAAUAAGAUGUUCAACUACCAAUUAUCAACCUGAUUUUCAAAAAUUAACUUUUACAUUACAAACUCAUCAACCUUCAACUAGUAAGAAAUAA